AUGGAAACGCUGUCGCCGGACGAAGUCCCGAAUAAAGGUCCCUUAUUUGUCCAGGUGACGGGAGUCUUGACGGCCCUGGCUGGUUUCCUGGUACUCUAUCGACUUCUUUGGAAGGCACAUACGAAAAACAGACUGGCUGCCGAUGAUGCGCUCAUCGCAGUGUCCAUGGUAUUCCAAAUCGUGAAUACAGUUAUGGGCGAUCUGGCAUGUCAUUACGCCUUUGGUCGCCAUCUUGUCGAUGUCCAACGAACAGGGGGAAAUAAGGUCCUAGCCCUGAAGUUUUUCUGGCUCUUUCAACUCUUCUACAAACUCGUCCUCGGUCUCAACAAACUCUCCUUCCUCGCCUUCUACCUCCGUCUAUUCCCUACGCGCACAUUCCGCCUCGUCUGUUGGACCAGCAUCGCCUUCGUGAUCUCCACUACAUUCAGCUUCGUUAUCGCCACCAUCUUCCAAUGUAUCCCCAUUCACGCCAGUUGGCAUAAAGAGAUUCCAGCGAAAUGUGUCCAGAACGCCAGUUUCCGCUGGUCAUGGGCGGGCAUCAACACGGGGCUUGAUAUCUGGGUCUGUCUCCUACCGCUCCCAGUGCUUGCACAGCUCCAGCUCGACCGCAGUCGGAAAAUCGGCGUCAUGUUAGUCUUCUGCAUGGGUCUCUUCGUCUGCAUCACGAGUGUCAUCCGCAUGUGGGCAAUGGUAGCCAGUACAAAGACGCACGAUCCGACAUGGGGAUCCUUCGACGCGCUGAUUUGGAGUGCCAUUGAAGCCAGCACGGGAAUCAUCUGCGCAUGCUUGCCGAUGCUGAAACAUCCGAUUCAAAAACUACUUCCGGGCUGGUUCAGUUCCUUAUCGAACGGGUCGAGGAAGAGCCGGAGUCGGUCGAGAGCAAAUUACCAGAUGAGUCGGUUGGGGUCGCAAUCUGGGGUUCGGACUACUGCUCAGGCUGACGAAGAAGACUUGGAUGCCGAUGCUGGGAGCAUGGGUAGCCAGGAGCGGUUGGCGAAGAAUCAGAUUCUAAUACAGACGGAUCUUAAGAUGCAUAGUGAGCCGGCUCGCUCGUGA
This is a messenger RNA of Aspergillus affinis, 1056 nucleotides long. Its product is annotated as plasma membrane Pth11-like protein. The record is from RefSeq and is a predicted model, not a curated record. NCBI's taxonomy places the organism in Eukaryota, Fungi, Ascomycota, Eurotiomycetes, Eurotiales, Aspergillaceae. The coding region runs from base 1 to 1056 and encodes 351 amino acids. The transcript is spliced from 4 exons.